This is a messenger RNA of Seriola aureovittata, 8266 nucleotides long. RefSeq names its product pleckstrin homology domain interacting protein (gene phip). Gene Ontology annotation, biological process: cytoskeleton organization; regulation of cell shape; regulation of transcription by RNA polymerase II. Bases 92 to 5584 code for a protein of 1830 amino acids. Gene Ontology annotation, molecular function: protein binding. The record is from RefSeq and is a predicted model, not a curated record. The transcript has 40 exons. Lineage: Eukaryota; Metazoa; Chordata; Actinopteri; Carangiformes; Carangidae. Gene Ontology annotation, cellular component: nucleus.
CUCUUCCUGGUGGAUAAACAGUGACAGCUACAGGGCAGCCACCUAGACCCACCACACAGGCUCUGGCGCUGCCCUGGCAAACAACACCAAAAUGGCUUCAGACAGUACACACAUCGCGCAGUUGACUUCUGAACUGUACUUCCUAAUAGCCCGAUUUCUAGAAGCUGGACCGUGUCAAAAAGCAGCCGAGACCCUGAUAAGGGAGGUGGAGGAGAAGGAGCUGCUGCCCAAAAGACUGGACUGGACGGGGCAGGAACACCCCGGGACGUAUGAAAAUUUGGUGAAGCUCUACCGGCACAUCAGUCCAGACCACCUGCUGCAGGUCUGCACCAGAGUUUGUCCGCUGCUGGAGAGGGAGGUCCCUGCCAGCGUGCCUGGACUCACCAGCCUGCUGGGGGCCGGCAGGCAGAAUCUCCUUCGCACCAGCAAGAGUUGCAAGCAUGUUGUGUGGAAGGGCUCAGCACUGGCUGCACUUCACUGUGGACGACCACCGGAGCCGCCAAUUAUCUAUGGGAGCCCACCUAAUAUUGUGGAGACGAGCUACGGCCGUCGACUGAACGGUUCCUACCGUCUGCGGCAGCUGGUGCCCACCGCUGUGUACCAGCACAUGAAGAUGCACAAGAGGAUCCUGGGACACCUGUCGUCCGUGUACUGCGUCACCUUCGACAGGACGGGACGGCGCAUCUUCACGGGCUCAGACGACUGCCUUGUGAAGAUCUGGGGAACAGAUGACGGACGACUGCUGGCGACGCUGCGCGGCCAUGCUGCUGAGAUCUCAGACAUGGCCGUCAGCUACGAGAACACCAUGAUCGCUGCUGGGUCCUGUGACAAGACCAUCAGAGUGUGGUGCUUACAGACAUGCGCCCCCUUGGCCGUCCUAGAGGGACAUGCUGCCUCUAUCACCUCACUACAGUUUUCUCCUCUCUGUAGUGGUUCCAAGCGCUACCUGUCCUCCACUGGAGCAGACGGCACCAUCUGCUUCUGGCAGUGGGACGCACGCACGCUCAAGUUCGGUCAGAGGCCCAGUAAAUUCACAGAGCGUUCCAGACCUGGCGUCCAGAUGAUCUGCUCCUCCUUCAGCGCAGGUGGUAUGUUCCUGGCCACAGGAAGCACGGAUCACAUCAUCAGGGUGUACUACUUUGGCUCAGGCCAACCUGAGAAGAUCUCUGAGCUUGAGUCUCAUACAGACAAAGUCGACAGCAUCCAAUUUUCACAUUGCAGUGACAGGUUUGUGAGCGGCAGCAGGGAUGGUACAGCACGAAUCUGGCAGCUGCAGCCUCAGGGCUGGAGAAGCAUUCUGCUGGACAUGCAGACCAAAUUACCCGGGAAGUACAACCCUCCUCCACUGGAAGACAAGGUGACUAAACUGAAGGUAACCAUGGUAGCGUGGGAUCGCCAUGACGGCACGGUGAUCACAGCAGCCAACAAUCUGACGCUGAAGGUGUGGAACUCCACCACGGGAAACCUCGUCCAUGUCCUGAUGGGUCACGAGGAUGAGGUGUUCGUUCUGGAGCCACAUCCCUUUGAUCCAAGAAUCCUUUUCUCAGCGGGGCAUGAUGGGAAUUGCAUUGUGUGGGACCUGGCCAGAGGGGUCAAGAUCCGCUCCUAUUUCAACAUGAUCGAGGGCCAAGGGCAUGGGGCGUUGUUUGACUGCAAAUGUAGUCCAGAUGGGCAGCAUUUUGCAGCCACAGACUCACAUGGACACCUGCUCAUCUUUGGCUUUGGCUCCAGCAGCAAAUACGAUAAGAUAGCGGACCAGAUGUUCUUCCAUACCGACUAUCGGCCGCUGAUCCGGGACGCCAACAAUUACGUGCUGGAUGAGCAGACUCAGCAGGCGCCACACCUAAUGCCCCCUCCCUUCCUGGUGGACGUGGACGGAAACCCUCACCCUCCUAGAUACCAGCGGCUGGUGCCUGGCAGGGAGGGCUGCAGGGACGAGCAGCUGAUCCCACAGAUGGGCGUCACUUCCUCAGGCCUGAACCAAGUGGUGAGUGAGCAGGCGGUGGACGGUCCCAGUCCUCUGGACACCAUGAUUCAGAGGCUGCAGCAGGAACAAGACCAAAGACUGGGAGCAAAUGACGUUAGGGCCAGUAGAGGAUCAGUGGGUUCGCCCACAGAGGUCCACUCCCCACCCAACGUGGGGCUGCGUCGCAGUGGCCAGAUCGAGGGUGUCCGCCAGAUGCACAGCAACGCCCCACGCAGCCAGAUGGCCACAGAGGGAGACCUGGUUGCCUGGAGCCGCAGGGUGCUGGUCCCUGAGCUGGAGGACGCCUCUGUCAGGAGACAGGUGAACUGGCGUGAGGCUAAAGGGGAGGAGGAAAUCAAUAUUUAUCAGUCAGAAAGGAGGAGACGUACCAUCCACUCUCUCCCCAAGGAGAGUAGGGUUCAUCCCACAUCAGAGUGUGUAGUUGAUGAGGCGAGGAGGAGCCAAGGUAACCAUGGUUAUCAAACUCGUGCUGCCAUGGAGGAGACGAGUCGCCAGAGUGCUGAGGCUGCGGACGACGAUGACAGCACCUCAGAGGGAGAGGUGGAGGUUCGGCAAAUCAAUGGACACUCCUCAGAGGAGGAGAAGGAAGAGGAGGAGAAAGAGCCCUGGCCAGAUGACCACAGUAGUUCAAGUGACUACUCCAGCGAUUACUCUGACUGGACAGCAGAUGCAGGGAUCAACCUUGAGCCGCCCAAGAAGAGUGUUAAAGUGAAAAAGAAGAGCAGCAGUUCUGAGGAGGACGGAGAGAAGAAGAGGGACGGGAAGAAAGACAGAAAGAAAGACAAACCAGACAAAGACGGUGCAUUACCAAAGAAGAAGCAGCCAAAGGAGAAGAGAAAGAGGACAGAGUUUCAGGAGCAAGGGUUGACUCUGGAGGAGUGGCUUCCCUCCGCUUGGAUCACAGACACGGUCCCUCGGAGAUGUCCUUACAUACCCCAGAUGGGAGAUGAGGUAUACUACUUCAGACAGGGUCAUGAAGCCUAUGUGGAGAUGGCCAAACAGAAAAAGAUUUACAGCAUCAAUCCUAAGAAGCAGCCCUGGCACAAGAUGGAGCUGCGGGAGCAGGAGCUUAUGAAGAUAGUUGGCAUCAAGUACGAGGUCGGCUUGCCCACACUGUGCUGUCUGAAGCUUUCCUUCCUGGACCCCGACACCGGCAAACUGACUGGAGGGUCCUUCUCUAUGAAAUACCACGACAUGCCUGAUGUAAUCGACUUCCUGGUGUUGCGGCAGCAGUUUGACAAUGCCAGAAAGCGGCAGUGGAGUAUAGGUGACAGGUUUCGGUCAGUGAUUGAUGACGCCUGGUGGUUUGGGACUAUUGAGAGCCAGGAGCCCUACCAGCCCCAGUAUCCUGACAGCCUGUUCCAGUGCUACAACGUCUGCUGGGAUAAUGGAGACACGGAGAAGAUGAGUCCUUGGGAUAUGGAGCCCAUCCCUGAUGAUGCCACAUUCCCUGAGGAGUUGGGCAUGAGCGUCCCACUGGUAGAAGAUGAGCAGAAGGAGCUGCUGUACGUCCCCCUGGACGGGGAAUGGGGCUGCUGCACACGCGCAGACGAGUGCGAACGCAUCAUCAAAGCCAUCGACCAGCUCUGCACACUCGAUGUGGCAGCACCAUUUGCCUUUCCAGUGGACCUACAGGCUUACCCCACGUACUGCACAGUUGUGGCCUACGUCACUGACCUCAGCACUAUACGCCAAAGGCUGGUGAACCACUUCUACAGACGACUGUCGUCUCUGAUGUGGGAGGUUCGUUAUAUUGAACACAACGCCCAAACAUUCAAUGAGCCAGGAUCAUUCAUCGUCACUACCGCCAAGUUUGUCUCUGACCUCAUGCUGCAAUUUAUUAAGGACCAAAGUCUGACAGACCUCAUGCCCCUCUACAAAACUAUGAAGAAGGCAACCUUCUCUGACUCUGAAGAUGAGGAUGAGGAGGAGGAGGACGAAGAUACUAAUACUCCUGGAACGUCCACACGAAACCACAAGGGUCGUCGACCUAUGCAGCGCCAACUGCGAACCCGACCUCCUUCAUACGACCCUCAUGCAUGGAGGGGGCGCUGUAAGGAGCUGCUGGACCUGAUCUUUCAGUGUGAGGACUCAGAGCCCUUCAGAGAACCCGUGGACCUACAGGAGUACCCGGACUACCUGCAAAUAGUUGACUCUCCAAUGGACUUUGGAACCGUCCUCAGCACGCUAACAGAAGGAAAAUACCAGUCUCCCAUUGAGCUCUGUAAAGAUGUCCGGCUCAUUUUCAGCAAUUCCAAAGCUUACACGCCCAGUAAGAAGUCUCGGAUCUACAGUAUGAGUCUGAGGCUCUCUGCGCUGUUUGAGGAGCAUGUCAGCUCCAUCUUGGCCGACUACAAGGCCAUCCACGGCCUCACUGAUAAACUGAAUCGACAGGGCACAGACAGACAGACGCGACACACUACGGACAGACAGACACGGCACGCCAUGAAGAGGAGGAGGAGGAGGAGUGAGUCUCCCACAAGCAGCACUGCAUCCAGCCCAGAGAGGAAGAGGCGUGUAUCAUCCAGGGUGACCGCAAAAACUGAGCCAUCACCAGCUCUUUCACGACCUUCCUCCCAGAGACAGAGCAUCCCCCUGAAACAGCCCCCCCAGCUGGUCAACGGGAAGGCGGAUACCCCCGCUGCAGGGCGAACACGAAGUGCAGCACGGCAUUCUGCACACUCACCACCUGCCUCAUCCUCCUCACAUAAUGCCACGAGCAACACACAGAGCACAGCAGAGUCUACUCGUUCGCUGAGGGCUCAUAACUCUGUGUCGGCUUCAACGCCAACAACUUCCGAAAAGGUGACACCCUCUACAGCUGCAGAAAGUAGCAGUGGGGGAAGCACCCGGCGGAAACUCAGGACUCCUGUACGACACACCCCUGGCUCUCCGGUCAGCCCUUCAUCUCAGAGCACUGUCCACCUGAAUGGCCACAGUAGUCAUAUGACCCUGGGCGUGGGGAGACGGGGGCGGAAAUCCAAAACGGACCCACCAGUGAGUCCUCCAGAAGUCACGACUCCGGCGAGCCCUUCCAGACCCCGGGGUCGCCCUCCUGGCAAGAAGAGAGGCAGGAAGAGCAAGCAGGAACUGGAGGAGAUGAGAAGGAGCAGUAACCGCAGGAGCUCCACCCCUGACGAUGACCUCGACCAUUCCACAGGCGACGAAGGUGGGACAUCUUCUGCACAGGAAACAUCUGUGAUGUCGGACUCUGGCGUGGCAUUGACGCCUAGACGGCGCGGCCGGCCCCGAGUGGUAAGAACUGAUGAAUCCACCCCUCCUGCUGAGUCACCUGAGCCCUCGCCGCUGAGGAGGAGCAGCAGGAGAGGCAAUGAGGAGGUCACCCCUCCUCCACAGACUGCUCCUCAACGAUCCAAUCGCAAGGAGUCUCCAAAGGAGGAGGCAGGGGACGGGGCAGGAGGGUCCAUGCGCACACGUAACCAGGGACGACGGUCAGCCUGGUACAUGGAAGAGGACUCUGAGGAGGAGCAGAGGCAGCUGCUGUUUGAGGACUCAUCAAUCACCUUUGGCACCUCCUCUAAGGGGCGUGUCCGCAAGCUGACAGAAAAGGCCAAAGCCAACCUUAUAGGCUGGUAACAGAACAGAAACGCAGGAUGUGAGGAGGAGGAGGCUGACUGCCCUGGCAGAAAAGAAAUCUUGAGAGAUUAAGAUUUCUUAAUUUAUGCGUUGGAGGAGUAGGGGGUUGAGGACGUCGUGCUUGGUGUUGUAUGCAUUUGUGUGCGUGGAUGUGUGUGUGCGUCUGGGUAGCUGCCGGUUCAUCUGCUGCUAUUUGAAGCUGUGGCUAUGGAGAGUCACAACAGCGCAGUUACCUGUCCAAUCCUCCUUCCUCUCAGCCCAGUAAGCACAUCACUACGGCAACGGGUGGCUUUCAGACAACGCAUGUUCAUUCGUUCCAACUCCUCUUACAUUAUUGGUCCAUGUUGGAUCCGAUGGACGCUUUCUGACUCCUGCGUCGGUGGUCUUGUGACUUGCUCUUGUCCAUUGAACCACUCUUCACCCUUGUCUGACCUUAAACAUUGUUGGUGUCAGACUGGGCAAAACAGUAGUUGAACAGAGUUUUGGUACUUGAAAAAGUCACAAUGAGAGCUGGAUGCAUCUUAUCUUGCUCUUACUAUUUCUGAACUUUUCAAAUGCCUCUGCUGGGUUGGUCAAAGACACCCACUGAGCUGAAAUUGUUAGGUCUGUGAUGGACUACAGACCGCUGGCCUGACAACAUCUUUUGCCCCUCUCUUCAUUGUUCCCGUUCUUUUUUUAUACAACCCUCUCUUAGCUUUUUCUAAGAUUUGUACGUAAUGAUCGGCUCUCUGUUUUGGAAGUCUUACACAUUGGCUGACCUGAGCGUGUCUGUCUGCGCUAAAAUACCAAAUGGUGUACCUAAUGUAGGUACUGUAGAUCAGUGGGAUUUGUUUACUAUUGAUGUGCGUAGGAGUGUGUGGGUGUGUGUGUGUGUGUGUGUGUGGUCUUGUUUUGCAUGUGAAUUAGAAAGAGGAAGCAUCUUUUUUUUUUCUUUUUUUUUUGUUAGAAGCUGUCGGGUGAAAGGGGUCAUUUAUAUGUUUAGAUAGAUCAUGUUUCAAUGCGUCCUCAACAUUAGCAAUACCUUGUGCCUUUAUGUCUUUGGCGUGUGUGUGUGUGCGUGCAUGUGUGUAUAAGCGUGCUUGGCCUCUGCCCUGCAAAGUACAUGUGCCUGUAUGUGUACGAAAUCAUGUUGUGACUAUGAGAGUGUGUGUAACUGAAGGAGCGUGUGUGUUUUUACAACACAAUAGAGCGUGUCGUUCACUUUCAGCGUACAAACAGUGGCAUACAGUUUGAUCGUUGUGAAACCUCUCAAAGAAAUGUAUUUAUAGCAGUUGAAAAAAAGACUUUACUGUUGUUGUAAGCAUACCAUUAUUCAUGUCAAUAUAUUAUCCUAUAACCAACCUAUCGUCAGUUUAUACCUAAGGUACAGCGAGUGGAGCUUUGGGUGACUAGCUUUGAGAUGCACUUACCACAGACCGGUUAUCAAUGCAGUCGUAGGGAGUAACCCUGUGUAUUUUAAAAUUGUUAACAUAUAAAAAUGAACUUUUUAAAUGUUGAUAUGUUUCUAUGGUGACCAUACACAUGCGCACACGCACACACGCCCGCACACACCCACCUACACACACACAAUUCUGUCUCGCAUGUUCUAGCACUUUCUCAUGCCUGAAGUAAACAGGAUGGAGCCAGAUCAAACUGGUUCGGACAGAAUUUGGACGCUAAGCGGAGAGAGAGAGAGAGAGAAAGAGAGAGACUAGUCUACAUUCAUCUUUCUGAUUGUGUGCCUUUGCUACUCUGGCAUAAUAUCCUCAGUUUCUCCUUUUGGGGCCUUUUAUUUUGUUUUUUUGGACUUCCUGGUUCCGCUUAUCGCUGGGUUCAGAGAACUGGACUCCGGGGACUGGACUGGACCUGACAGGCUUAUAUGGAAGGCUUUGGAAAGAGAGAGAAGACAGAAAAAUUACAAAUCUGACAGGAGACAAACAUUAUGUCACUCGCUCUCUCUGUACACACACCUAGAGGACUGAAUUUAUAAAAGAUGGCGGUCUCCACUUUUGUCAUAUUUCUGUUUUUUUUUUUUUACCCCAGCACAGAGCAAGUGAAUGCCAAAAUCUGACACUUGUGGGGUUGACUGGGGAGAACUGAAUGGUAGCAUCUAUAUACACCUGAUUCAUUUCAUAGGUCUUCCUUGUCACAUAUUAAUCGACAUAUAUCUCAUCUGCUUAUCAUUGUUUUUGUUUUCCUUGUUUUUCUGUUAAGGAUAACUCAAUGCCAAAUUCUGUCUUUGGGCACUGAAGUUUUAGGACAUGGCUUUUGAAUGUGUUUAUUUUAGCUUAGUUUUACAGUCUCCACAGUGAGUGUGUUGAACUCUGUCACCUAUAAUGUGUCAAAUGUUUUCUGUCUGUGUCCCUGCCAUAUAGGACAGUGUUUCAGUGGCCAGAUCUGUGGAGUCAUACUGUUGGAAAGGUGUCAUACUCUGCUGCAGUUUUCUGAGGACACAAUUUACAAUUCUUUCUGUCACUUUCACAAAUGUUUAGUUUAUAUUGUGUAUAUGAAGAGUUUUAUCCCAAACUGAGUUCCAUAAGUGACUGUUGACAUCAAAGUAAAUCUUAUUAUUGGGGUUCUUUUGUUCAAAAUAGGAAGUUAUUGAUUUUUGCCCAUAAAUGUAUUCAUUUUGUGGGCAGCAAUUUUGUUGGUUGUAAGUGUUCGUUUAUGACUUUCAUUCAUAAAAUUGAUCUAUAAACUCUU